AUGCACGGUGAGGCAUAUGCAAAUGAUUUAAAAUCAAUAAUUCCAUUAUCUGAUAAUACUGUAUCACGUUGGAUUUCAAACAUAUCUGAUGAUAUAUUAAAACAACUUUUAAAUAGAUUGCGAAGUAAUUAUUUUGCAAUGCAACUGGCCGAAUCUACAGAUAUCUCUAACUUUUCUCAACUUCUUGUCUAUGUCAGGUAUAUUUACAAAGAAGACAUUUUAGAAGACUUUUUAUUUUGUCAAACUUUAAAUGGCAGGACCACUGGUAAUGACAUAUUUACCCUUAAUGAUACAUUUUUUGAAAAUAAUGAAAUUUCGUGGUCAAUGUGUAAGGCCAUUUGUACAGAUGGUGCAGCAGCACUUACUGGAUCAAAGAAAGGUUUUAGAGCUAAAGUUAACGACAUUUCACCAAGUAUACUACCUAUUUACUCAUUGUAUGAUUCAUAG
Acyrthosiphon pisum (pea aphid) is the source of this 447-nucleotide messenger RNA. RefSeq names its product protein FAM200A-like. The transcript has a single exon. NCBI's taxonomy places the organism in Eukaryota, Metazoa, Arthropoda, Insecta, Hemiptera, Aphididae. The coding region runs from base 1 to 447 and encodes 148 amino acids. The record is from RefSeq and is a predicted model, not a curated record.